Hypoxylon fragiforme is the source of this 1707-nucleotide messenger RNA. RefSeq lists its product as uncharacterized. The transcript is spliced from 2 exons. The coding region runs from base 276 to 1250 and encodes 324 amino acids. The record is from RefSeq and is a predicted model, not a curated record. Lineage: Eukaryota; Fungi; Ascomycota; Sordariomycetes; Xylariales; Hypoxylaceae.
GGGGCUGCAUGUCAGCUCAAGGUACCUAAGUAUAUAGUAUCUACAUACAGUAUUUUCUUAUUUACACGGUGUGUUGGUGCGGCGGUGCUGCAUGUCGACCAUAUUCAUGCAUCGUCCUGACUCUGGGCAUUCUCACAGCCCCGAGAUAACAUAUUCCUAUUUCCUUUAGUCGAUUCUCUAUAGCACCGUGGACGAACGUUGUACGUUGAAUUUAAACACUCAACCGUUCGUUGUGAUCGAUUUUUUCUAAUCCUGCCACCGACGACCCCGAGACAAUGGACGUUGCCAAAUACGCAGUCGGGCCAGAAAGCUAUGACAACCUAUCGCGCCACCAAGUCUCCGAGUUCUUCUCCGCGAACACUUCUUGCACGCUAGAGCAAUGUAACGAUCUUGCCGCGAAACUGUUGGGCGGUCCCGUCUCCGCCACCCCGAUCCAAGAAGGGGGCAGCUACACCGUGGAAGCGGAGGGGGCCAUCCAGGUAGUCCAGUUCCGAUCGAGGCCGCUGGACAUAGCACAGUUUGAGCAAAUCCAGCAGAUUUACCGAAAUUUUGUGCCGAGAUGCCAGUACCAUGACACACUUGCAUCGCUUCACGUCUAUCUUUGGGACCGUGUGCCGGAGCCGGCCUUCUGCCGGAUUCGCCGACACAUGUUCAAGUUGAAUAUAGGCAUGGAAGAGCGUCUUGAACAGGCUGUUGAGGAUUGUGCCAAGUUCUUUGCAUUGGGAUGGACCAAUAGACCGGCCUCACAACCACAAGCGCCUGGGCUGCAAGAUCAAUAUGCAGCCAUUCUCGAUAAGCUUUCGCCCACGCUCCCCCAGAGCCUACAAUCAACCCUCGCCAAGGUUAAUAAAAACCUCCACCUCAUUUUCCGACCCGACUUUCCAAUGGUGCUCCAACCCUCCGAUCUCUACGAGAUGAACGUCCACGUUAACGAAUCAACUGGCCACAUCACCGGCAUCAUGGACUGGCGCGGCGACUUCGUAGCACCCUUUGGGCUGUCGCUGGGCGGAGCAGAGAUCUUCCUAGGUGUUCGGACGAGCACGGAGUGGUUCUUCCAUCCAUCUCACGUUGAGAUGCGGCAGCACUUCUGGAGCACAUUGUACAGCGAAAUCGGAGAGGUCUCCGACUUAGACAAGCAGUCGAUAGAGAUCGCGAGGGUGAUGGGACUUUUCCUGAGACAUAGCUUCGAGCAAACGAACAAGUCGGCGGUAUAUCUUGAGAGACUUAUUCUGGAUGUAGAACACGCAUAAUAUGAGUGGAGUCUAAAACCGUCAAUAGGGGUGCCAAAGGUAUGUAUCGGCCACCGCUCCAACCUAUGAGUCUAUAGUUAAGUACUUGCGAAACAACUUCUUGGGUUCAAUAGAGAUGCUUCAUUAUAGUGACACAGUUGAAUAAAUUCUCCAAUAUCAAGGUGUGGCUAAACAAGACAUUCAACUGUCCCUGCCUCGUGGAGUAGACGUUCCUUUUAGUUCGUCAGAUGACACUAACCUAGCAGCCACCAAGAAUUAACGGCAGCUAGUGACAGCUACAAAUCCACGGUGUACUAGGAUCUCAUGGUGGAAAUAGAUUGCCCAGGUGCUAACUAUCCAUGGAUGUGGCUUAGUUGAAUGCUGCCCAGCGCGCACAUAGUACGCACAGGCUCGCCAAACCCACUAUAAUUAGGUACCUCCAGGGCACAAGAAACCUUGGAAUCAAACAAAUCUCAUC